Messenger RNA from Chara braunii, 2392 nucleotides. The record is from the annotation of a GenBank genome assembly. Lineage: Eukaryota; Viridiplantae; Streptophyta; Charophyceae; Charales; Characeae.
GCGACCAACACUCUCGUUCUCAAAACGAAGUGUGGACAGACAUAUCGCAUACCUUUCAUAGGUACCACAGCGAUACCACGCCCCGAUCCUCCUCCCCCGAAGCCUUCAGUGCCCACACCACCCCCCUCUAUCACUGUCACCUCGCCUCGGCAGUUCGCUCACUUCAUUCGACAGGACGACGUCACCUUCUUUAUGGUGGACGUGACGGAUCUCUUACACUAUGAUCCACCCUGUCCCGACGCCGAGCUCAUCCCUCUGGAGCUAGAUCAUCCCUCUAUCUCCAUGGCUCCCAUCUCUACUUUUGUCCCUCCGCCGUUCGUCGAGUCCACGCCGCCGUCGGGCGCUGACUCUGACGCUGAGGAACUCACACGAUAUACGGCUGACCUGGAGCCCGUAGUUCGUAACCUCAUCCGAGAGUACCACGACGUUUUCCCAUCGUCGUUCUCGUACGCCGGCAUCCCACCGAUGCGUGACGUCGAGCACUCCAUUCAGCUUGUGCCUGACUAUCGUGUUCACCACCAGGCACCCUACAGACUCUCGAUUCCCGAGGCCACCGAACUCAAGCGUCAACUUGAGGAGCUCCUGAGACAGGGUUUCAUUAAACCCAGCAACUCCCCGUGGGGUGCACCCGUCCUCUUUGCUCGCAAAGCGGAUGAAACUCUUUGUCUCUGCAUCGACUAUCGCGAUCUCAACCGCUACACGGUUAAGAACAGCUACCCCAUGCCUCGUUCCGAUGAGCUGUUCGAUCGCCUAGCAGGCAACCGCUUCUUUACAAAGAUUGAUCUUCGAAGCGGUUACCAUCAGAUCCGCGUCACUGCAGCCGACCAGCCGAAGACAGCGUUCCAAUCGCGCUUCGGCCACUACGAGUUUACGGUGAUGCCAUUCGGCCUCACCAAUGCACCCGCCACCUUUCAGAGGGCGAUGAACGACAUCUUCAGGGACAUCCUGGAGCAGUACGUUCUCGUCUACCUCGACGAUAUCCUGGUCUACAGUCGUUCCAUUGAGGAGCACCUCAAACAUCUCCACGACGUCCUUGACCGCUUGCGCAGACAUGGCUUUUAUGCCAAGUUGAGCAAGUGCCGCUUUGCCCGGCAGAAAGUGGAUUUCUUAGGACACUACGUGUCUGACCAGGGUCUCCACAUGGACGACGCGAAGAUCACUGCUAUUGCGGAGACACUAGCCGAGUUCCAUGACCAGGCAGCUGCCGGUCAUAUGGACUUCCACAAGACGUUGGAUCGUGUGAGCCGCCUGUACGUCUGGCCGAAGCGCAAGGACUUUGUGAAGGACUACGUCGCAGAGUGUCCCACCUAUCAGGAGGUGAACAGUGCGAACCACCUGCCUUAUGGUUUGCUCCAGCCUCUUCCUAUCCCUGAGGGUCAUUGGCAGUCCAUCUCGAUGGACUUUAUCGGUCCUCUUCGUCCUCCGACCCCUCGCGGUCAUGAUCUUAUCCUGGUCGUCGUCGACCGCUUCACGAAGCGUGCACGCUUUGUUCCGUGCCGCCAUGUCAUCAAUGCACUUAAGGUGACGUGGACGCAGACCAGCGAGCAUCCUGCGUGGAUCGAAAAUCCGAAGCUGCUGAUCAUCCAAGCUUGGAGGACUAACGUGGAGGGCGAUCUUCUUGGCUUUCUCUUUGGAUCAGAACAGUCGGGGUGGCGCCAGUUGAUUGCGCAGGAGCUCAUCGUGCCGAUCGUGCAAUUGGCGGACGACCUCUCGCCCGACAUCUAUUCGGAAAGCGACGACAACCCUGCUCCGUACAUUCUCGAGCGAUCAUUGGAUCCAUACCUUCAGUGGACCGCGUGCUUAGAGGAGCUGAGAGACGAAGAUACUCUACCAUCCCGACAGGAGUAUCUGAAGUCGUACGACAUCAUCCCUCACGCCUUCUAUCCGAAGGCGGAGGAAGUGGUGGUCAACGAUGACGAAGAAGACAACGACGAGGAAACGUCAGAGGAGGGAAGCUAUAGCGAGUAUAGCGAGGGCGAGCUGAGUGAAGAAGAAAAAGAAGAGGAGGGAGAAGAAGGAACCGAGUCUGAGUGGGAAGCUUUGCCAGAGGAAGCGGCGCGCACGGGCAUGGAGGCGGAAGAUCCGGAAGCAACGCGAAAGCGCGAAGAAAUUGCCAUCAGGAAACGCCAACUGGAGUUCGCCAGCAGAGCCAGCCUGCGCAUCAGUAACGAUCCGACCAGAGAUCCGGAGCCGCCAAAUCCCGAAGUUGGCGACCUUGCAGCCACCACCUCAAGCACCGCACGACUGAGACGGAGUCGAUCGCCCUCCUCCUCCAGCCCCACCCGUCCCCUAGUUCGCCCACGUACCGAUGCGGGCGAUAGGCCUUCGUCAUCGGACGCUAUCCCGCCGACCCCUUGAUUUUCUCACCCUCGAAUAAAUCUGCACCCCCGUC